Molecule: messenger RNA, 834 nt
Organism: Cyclocybe aegerita
Lineage: Eukaryota; Fungi; Basidiomycota; Agaricomycetes; Agaricales; Hemipholiotaceae
Source: the annotation of a GenBank genome assembly
UGCUCAUCGUGAACAUUAUCCUCCCCCUUCUGGCUCUUGCCGCUGCACCAGGCUUCGCCGCACCAUUGCGAAGACACGCAAGCCCUGAGCCAUCAUUGAAAUCCACGGUCGAUGUGACGGCGGUCAACGGGCGUCGCUUUCCAGCCUCUGGGGACCGCACGCAAUAUCAUGUUGUGGAAGCUCGUUCAAAUCAGAGCGCACAGAAAGGGAUGAAACAUAAGAUGGGGGGACCACGGGGCCCACCUGGGACUAUUGGCUUCCAUCCUGUCCCCGAAAACCAAAUAUACCGGACUCAAAACGGCGUGGACACUGGCAAGGAGAUCAACAAGCACGCCGCACAGCUCGUCGCCGCAAUCCCACAUGCGGACCAGUUCAGCAAAAACAAGCGUCCGAAUGGGUAUCCCAAGCCUGGUACUGGUUUUGGAGCCGACGAUCCUGAGAACCCAUGGCCGAACAAGAAUGCAGAAGGCAGGGUGUCCUACCACUUCCCCAUCCACCCCAAAGCGUUCGGUAAGACGGUGCCCACGGGACAGGAAGGCAAGGCGGGGACCGACCGCCUCAUUGGGUAUCGUUCAGGUGAUGACAACAAGCUGCACCUCGCUGUGUCAUAUCAUGACACGAAGAAGCCACUUAAAGCUGCCCAAUCUGGUCAGACAGCAGCAACGGAGCAUCCAGCCAGCAUCGCGCAUCCCAAAAGCGCUAACAAGCUUCAGAUCAAAGCGGCAAAGGCCAAAUUUGGAGCGCCCCAUGCGUGGAAACGUGUCAAAAAGCAAGCCUCUGCAGCGUGGAACAACACCAAGCAGCGGUUGAAGUUUGGGAAGAAGAAGAACUAGG